This is a messenger RNA of Ornithodoros turicata, 779 nucleotides long. Its product is annotated as cytochrome c oxidase subunit 3-like. Gene Ontology annotation, biological process: mitochondrial electron transport, cytochrome c to oxygen. NCBI's taxonomy places the organism in Eukaryota, Metazoa, Arthropoda, Arachnida, Ixodida, Argasidae. Gene Ontology annotation, cellular component: membrane; mitochondrion. Gene Ontology annotation, molecular function: cytochrome-c oxidase activity. The transcript has a single exon. The record is from RefSeq and is a predicted model, not a curated record.
AUGACAUUCCAACCCUUCCAUUUAGUAGAUAAAAGACCAUGACCUUUAACAGGUUCAAUUGCAGCAUUAUCAUUUAUAGUUGGUAUGAUUAAUAUAAUACAUUUUAAAAAUUUUUUGCUUAUUCAAUUAGCAACUUUAAUUACUAUUCUAACUAUAAUUCAAUGAUGACGAGAUAUUUGUCGAGAAGCAUCAUUUCAAGGAAAUCAUAACUCAAUUGUGUUACUUAAUAUAAAAUGAGGAAUAAUACUAUUCAUUAUUUCUGAAGUUUUUUUCUUUGUUUCAUUUUUCUGGUCAUUCUUCCAUAGAAGUCUUUCUCCAAAUAUUGAAAUUGGUUCAAUGUGGCCUCCACAAGGAAUUAUUCCCUUUAACCCAUUUAGAAUCCCAUUGUUAAAUACAACAAUCUUACUCUCCUCAGGAAUUUCUGUUACUUGAGCACAUCACAGACUUCUAAUAAAAAAUUAUAACGAAAGUCAAAACGCACUAUUAAUAACUAUUAUUUUAGGAAUCUUAUUCACAUCUCUUCAAUCAUGAGAAUACAUCCAAGCUCCAUUUUCAAUUUCAGAUUCUGUUUAUGGAUCUACAUUUUUUAUAGCAACUGGUUUUCAUGGAAUCCAUGUAUUAAUUGGGACCACCUUUUUAUCAAUUUCAUCUUUACGAAUUUAUCUAAGCCACUUUUCUGAUAAACAUCACUUUGGAUUUGAAGCUGCUGCUUGAUACUGACAUUUUGUAGACGUUGUUUGGUUAUUCCUUUAUACAUUUGUAUAUUGAUGAACAUUCUA